This is a messenger RNA of Penicillium waksmanii, 2040 nucleotides long. RefSeq names its product C6 transcription factor. Gene Ontology annotation, cellular component: nucleus. The transcript is spliced from 5 exons. Gene Ontology annotation, molecular function: DNA binding; zinc ion binding; DNA-binding transcription factor activity, RNA polymerase II-specific. Bases 1 to 2040 code for a protein of 679 amino acids. Gene Ontology annotation, biological process: regulation of DNA-templated transcription; DNA-templated transcription. The record is from RefSeq and is a predicted model, not a curated record. NCBI's taxonomy places the organism in Eukaryota, Fungi, Ascomycota, Eurotiomycetes, Eurotiales, Aspergillaceae.
AUGGACCAGACAGACCCCGCUUAUCUAGAGAGACCCGCCAAACGCGUGAGGCAGGCCUGUGAAACAUGCAGGCGCAAAAAAGCAAAGUGCCCCGGCGAGCAACCUAUUUGCUCGCUCUGUGCUAGACUCAGGCAGCAAUGCGUUUACGCGGAGGAGAGGCGUCGGCCAGCUCCAGAGGAAGCGUCCAGGAGCAACAGCGUGGCUCUGCCAGCGUCGCACACAUUGGAGGACAGGUUGAAAAGCCUAGAAGGCAAACUUGGAGCUGUCCUUGAUCAUCUUGGCUCCAAUUCGAGGAAUGGCUCUUCUGCUUCUCCCAUUCCAGCUAUGGGACCCUCCGGGACAAGCUUCUCGGCUGUCUUGCCGCCCUGGGAUGAAAUCAUGCCACUUGCAGAGUUGUAUCUGUUGUACUGCGAUUCUCAGCCACUGCCUCUAUUCCACCGGAGCAGCUUUCUGGCCAGUCUUCCAACACGCGAUGUCGAAAUCAUCUAUGCUAUAUUCGCCUUGAGCCUCCGCUUUUCGGAUACAUAUCACAAUAGCAGGGAUCUGGCGGAGCAGGUCAAUGGGUAUGCAGAAGUCGCACGCGGUCUCGUGAUGAAACGAGUUUCGGAAGGGCCCGUUGAAGUAUCAACGCUCCAGUGCUUAUGCCUGCUGAGCCUGGUUGACUUUACCAAUGGUAACACGCAUCGCUCGAGCAUUCACAGCAGUCUUGCCAUGAAUUUGGCCCAGUGCGCUAAUCUGGGUGUGGAGACUCGUCCUCCAUCAGACCCAAUAGUUCGAGAAGAGCGCCGGCGUUGCUUCUGGAGUAUAUGUCUUCUUAAGCGCCUACAUGGCGGGGAAUUUUCCACUCUAGAUUCCCCAGACGUGGGCGGUCCACCAUAUCCACAGAGUCCGUCCAGGCCUCCAAGAGUUAUGUCUCCAGGGCCAUCAGUUUCAGGGACUCGAAGAAGCACGAUCCAGGACCAGGGAAUUAAUGCAUAUGUGAUAAUGCUAAGUGAGGCAUUUGCCCGAACUGCGAAAUACGUGCAGCUCCGAGGAAGACCCAGCAACGUCCCGCCGUGGUCUCCUGACUCCGAGUACUCCAAAAUUCUUGCCAUACAGAUGGAAAUGGAAACACGCAUGCCUCUCACACAUCGGUACAAACCCGCAAAUCUCAGCGACAGGUCGCUGGAAGAACUUCAGGCGCAUCGGGAGUACUGGGGACCCUGGUUCCUAAACCAAUUCAUAUAUCACACCAUCCUAUGCCUUUUGAAUCACCCACUCCUCCUAUCUCUGAGUUUACGCACUUUCCGAAGCACCAUUCCGGAAAUUUUCCUCCAACACACCUCAGACCUGAUCUCCUCGCACACAACCUGGAUCAUCCACUUCAUCAACUACUUCGAAGAAAAGUCAUUCCUAGUCUCCGACCCGCUGCUAGGCUACAGCGCCGCAGUAGUAGCAACCAUCGAGCUCCAGCUGAGUUUCACCGAUAACCCCACAAUCCGCGAACAAAAGCGCGAAAGAUUCACCCAAUGCGUGCAAUUCGUCCAAAGAAUUGGACAAAGAUGGCCACACAUGGCCCGCCUAGCCCGACGACUUCAACACCUCGAAGACGCCGUCUCAGCCACCUACCAACCAGACCCGGACACAGAGAACCAAAGCCUUCUCAUCGACCUAUCCCGCUUCUGGGAGAUCUUAGAAUAUUCAUCCAAUAACGACACAGAUUCGGCCCGUCGCUUAUUCGGCGACUCCCUUUGUACAGGUCCGCCGCCUGUAGCCGCGGAGGUCUCGCAAACCUCGCCCCUACCCGCCCCGAGCCGGUUGGAUGCGUCGGAUGAGCAUUCAUCGUCGGGAGUACAACAUCAGAGCUUCGGAGCGGGGACCGGGACCGGGACGGAUACUGCAUUUGCUGGGACACAGGAUUAUUCAACGAGUGGACUACUCUCGCCGCAGCAACUAACGCUGUCGAAUGAUGAUUUUUCAAUCCUGGCGUCGAAUUUUUUUUCACAGGGACAGGAAUUUCUUAGGAGUGGAGAAAAUUGGGAUUCUGUUGGGAAUUUCUGA